Molecule: messenger RNA, 1944 nt
Organism: Solanum verrucosum
Lineage: Eukaryota; Viridiplantae; Streptophyta; Magnoliopsida; Solanales; Solanaceae
Exons: 3
Coding region: 1-1944 (647 amino acids)
Source: RefSeq, a predicted model, not a curated record
AUGGUGACCAGCAAUCUUAUGCAGAUGCUUACAGCAAGAGCGUUGUUUGUUAGGUUAGCUUCGGAGGAUCCAUAUGCUCACAUGGCUAAAUUGACUAGUGUCUGUAAGAGUAGUGUGGGACGACCAAAAUUGGAUAUGAACGUCAUAUGUUUGAGAGUACUCCCACUGUCCUUGACUGGGGAUGCAGUUGUGUGGUUUUCUGAACUGACAUACAAUUCAAUCUAUAAAUGGGAUCAAUUGCAUAAGGUGUUCAUGGCGAGGUAUUUUCUGGUUUCUAAGAAGUUAAAUUACAAGGAUAAAUUGAAUAACUUUGCGGCACUACCUAGAGAGUCAAUAAGCAGUUCAUGGGAUAAGUUCACUAGAUUCAUGAAGAGUGUUUCGAAUCACCGCAUAGAUGAUGAAUCACUUAAUGAGUACUUCUACCAAGGACAGGAUGACAAUGGAAAGGUUGUGUUGGACACUAUUGCUAGAGAAUCAUAUGGUUCCAUCUCGGAUAUUUGGUGCCAAGGUCAAGGAAACCAAGGUCGAAACUAUGACAACUACAACCGUGAUGGAAAUUAUGUCCGAGAUGGAACCUACAAUCUUGAUAACAAUUACAAUUGGAACAAUUAUGGCAACAUGAAUGAGAAGGUUGGUUCUUACAUUCCCCCUGUUAAUAGAGAGGCUAGUACUAGUAUGACUCCCAUUGAGGAUAUGAUGCAGAAAAUGAUAAAGAGGUUUGAUGCGACAAAUGAGAAUGUGAAGGAGAUGUGUAUUGAUUUGUCUGGGAUUAAUCAGAAAGUUGAAAGAGCGAUAGAAAAAGAUGGGGAUGAGAAUGAGGUUACUGAAACUCCAAAAGUGGAUACAGAGAAGGAAGCUAAGGUGAACCAAAACGUUGCUCCCAUGCCUAGACCUCCACCUUCAUUUCCACUGAGAUUGGUGAAAAAGACUGAAGAGGGAAAAUAUCGCAAGUUCAUAUCUAUGUUGAAGCAACUGUCCAUAAAUGUCUCAUUGAUAGAAGGUUUGGAACAGAUGUCUGGCUAUGCAAAGUUCAUGAAAGACUUGGUAACCAAAAAGAGGGCUGUCAAUUUUGAGAAUGAAGAGAGGCUACAACAUUGUAGUGUUAUUGCUACUAGGUCACUUGUGCAAAAGAAAGAGGAUCCUGGAGCUUUUACUAUUCCUUGUACCAUUGGGAUUUUACACUUUGCGAAAGCUUUGUAUGAUUUAGGUGUCAGCAAUAAUUUGAUGUCAUUGUCCAUAUAUAAGAAUUUGGGUUUAGAAGCUCCAAAGCCGAGUGCAAUGUGUUUACAGAUGGCCGAUAGAACUGUGAAGAUGCCCAUUGGAGUGCUCCAAGAUGUCCUUGUGAAAGUGGAGUCAUUCAUUUUUCUAGCGAACUUUAUGAUACUUGAUUGUGAGGUUGAUUUUGAGAUUACUAUCAUCUUAGGGAGACCAUUUCUUGCUACUGGGCUUGCCUUGGUCGAUAUGGAGAGAGGGCAGAUGAAGCUUCGAUUAAACAAUGAGGAGGUAAAUUUUAACAUAUGUAGGUCUAUGAAGCAUGAAAGUGAUCAUAAAUCAGUAUCGGUGGUAAAUCAUAGGGUGGGGCAAGAAUCUGAAGUGUCUAUUGAAGAGAGGUUAGGUGUUGAUGCAUUAGCUCUUGUAAUAAUGAAUUUUGACAGUGAUGGUAUUGAUGACUAUGAUGAGCUAGUUGCUGCACUUGAUAGGUUUGAGUUUCGUUUCAAAGCAAAAUGGUUGGAAUUAGACAUGAAGAAUCGAGACACCCCACAUACUAAAUUGUCUGUUGAUGAGCUUCAAAAAUUGGAACUUAAGGUUCUUCUAUCUCACUUGAGGUAUGUAUUCUUAGGACAAAAUAGCACAUUGCUAGUUGUUAUUGUUGCUCACUUGAGUGAAGGGCAAAUAGAGCCUUUGAUAUCGGUGUUGAAGUGGUUUAAGAGGGCUAUUGGUUAG